CUCUCUCUAGUCUCUCUUCUCUCUUCUCUCUCUGUGCACUCACUCACCCUGUGUGCCCCAGAUCCAUGCUUUCAUCCUCAUUGUUUCAGGAACCCUAGAUCACUUCUUCGCUAGGGUUUCACGGUUCCUAAUACUCCGUGAGUUGCGUUUCUCAGUUACCUGCUCAUGGCAUUAUCAUUUCUCCAGGUACAAAGAACUCAACUCACCUCACUCUAUAACUUCCACAAGAGAUCCAGCUGAUUUCGUGUGUUCCGCUUGCUAUAUUCACUCAAACGUCUCUGGUUUCGAAUACUCGCGCUUCAUUCAUUGAUUUUUUUGUUCAUGUGUUGGUGUUUUGAGCUAAAGCUUAAUGGAAUUAGAGGACGAAGUACCUAUUAAGGCUAUUUUCAUGUUCGUUUUCUUACAUUGAGUAGUAGUGUAUGUUAUAGAAAAGAGAUAGUGUAAGUAGAAUGGGGAGUAUUUGUUGUAAACCUUCCGCUAUUGAAGAUAUAAGAGAGAGUCCAAGGGAGAGAUUAUCUUCCAAGGCAUCCUCCGAGUAUCGAACAUCUAGGGUUCCGAUUUCAAGGAGAGAAGACGAUUAUAAUAGAGUGAAAGACCGAGUGAACAACAGCGGUGGUGGUGGUGGUGACGGGAGGUCGUAUUUGAUUGAUAGACAAGGAACUGAUUUAGCUCGAUUGCAAGGAGAAUAUUCUGGGAGGAAGAAAGAGAAGACGACGGUGGAGUAUAUACCUCAACAUCAUCAUCCUGGAACAGGCAACAUCCAUGGUUCAAUUGAAGGUGAGCAAGUCGCAGCAGGAUGGCCACCAUGGUUAGCGGCAGUUGCCGGAGAAGCUAUCAGAGGAUGGAUUCCACGAAGAGCAGAUUCAUUUGAGAAGUUGGAUAAGAUAGGACAGGGAACAUAUAGUAAUGUAUAUCGUGCCCGUGAUCUUGAGAGAGGGAAGAUUGUUGCAUUGAAGAAAGUAAGAUUUGAUAAUCUCGAACCAGAAAGUGUCCGUUUCAUGGCUAGAGAAAUUCAUAUUCUGCGUAGACUUGAUCAUCCAAAUAUCGUCAAGCUUGAAGGUCUCGUCACUUCUCGAAUGUCUUGCAGCUUAUACCUUGUGUUUGAAUACAUGGAGCAUGAUCUUGCUGGCCUUGCUUCACACCCUGCUCUUAAGUUCACAGAAGCUCAGGUUAAGUGUUACAUGCAACAACUAUUACGGGGGCUUGAUCACUGUCACAGCCAUGGUGUACUGCACCGUGACAUUAAAGGUUCAAACCUCUUAAUCGAUAACAAUGGCAUCCUGAAGAUUGCAGACUUUGGUUUAGCAAGUUUCUAUGAUCCUCAACAUUCUCUGCCAUUGACGAGCCGAGUUGUCACUCUUUGGUAUCGACCGCCGGAGCUUCUACUUGGAGCUGCUUACUAUGGACCUGCCGUGGACUUAUGGAGUACUGGUUGCAUUCUAGCCGAAUUAUAUGCUGGGAAGCCUAUCAUGCCAGGGAGAACCGAGGUUGAACAGUUGCAUAAGAUUUUUAAGCUAUGUGGGUCACCCUCUGAAGAGUAUUGGCGAAAGGCUAAGUUGCCUCAUGCUACCAUUUUCAAGCCCCAGCAACCUUAUAGACGGGUUGUUGGAGAUACAUACAGAGACUUCCCUGCACCUGCCUUGGACCUAAUGGAGACCCUACUCUCAAUUGAUCCAGCUGAUCGCGGCUCUGCAGCUUAUGCACUACAAAGCGAUUUCUUUGUGACAAAACCGCUGCCUUGUGAUCCUUCUAUCUUGCCUAAGUAUCCUCCUAGCAAGGAGUUAGAUGCCAAAGUACGGGAUGAAGAAGCUCGAAGGCAAGCAGCUGCAGCAGGAAACAAGGGUGGAAAUCGACAUGAUGUUGAGAGAAGAUAUAGGGAGUCUAGAGCUGUUCCAGCACCCGAUGCUAAUGCUGAAUUGCCUUCGUCCAUGCAGAAACGACAAGGUUUCUCUACUACCAAGAGCCGAAGUGAGAAGUUCAACUCCCACCAAGAAGUUGCUUCAGGCUUUCCAAUUGACCCACCUAGACCAUCACAGGUUAUUGAAGAAGAAACAACAAAAGAUCACCUUGAGAAUGUUCACAAGAGGGCCUCCCAUUCCGGUCCACUUACUCGUCGGUCUGGCUGGUCAAAGACAGGGAAGAACAUGGACGAAUCUCCCAAAAUUUCUACUGGGGCUGAUUUGGCUAGGAGUCAUCUCUUGUCCGACGAUCACCUAGAAAAACCCGAUUACUCACAACAGAUGGACGUUCCCAAAGUAAUAAUAUCUAGGUACUCGGGAUCUUAUAAAGACUCCUCCGAGUCCACAAUGAAACAUACACCGAGUUUGUCAGGUUCACAUCAGAAUGGAGGGAACAAGGAUCCAAUCCUUCUUGGGUACGGGUCAAAAGGAAACAAAAUACAUUACUCUGGACCUUUGGUAGUUCCUUCAAGCAAAGUAGAUCAGAUGCUGAAAGACCAUGAUCGCCAAAUACAAGAGGCGGCAAGAAGAUCUCGGCUUGACAAGGCAAAACUGAGAAGAGCCCAGCAGCAGGCAGAAGGGAACCAAUUAUCUACAAAUGCAUUAUUUGUCUCGGGUCGUUGAUCUACACUAUUUGUCCUAUCCUCCUGUUGUAAGAUAUAUGUAUAGGAACCAUUCUAUGGAAGUUGGCAGGUGGGUGAUUUUUUUGUUAAUUCGAUGAUAGCUCGGUCGGUCACUAAGGAAUUUUUACCUAUAUUAUCCAUCCACGUAUUCGAUUCCUGUGAGUAGGAUUCAGUCAUGUAGACCUUAUUGUUAGCAACAACUGUACUAUGACAACAUAAAACAUCACUGUUGUAUCAAAACAUGUGUCAAAAGCAGUUGGUUCAUUGUUGUUAUGGAUAUAAUUUAAACCAUCUUUUACUUAAUUAUUGUA
Messenger RNA from Impatiens glandulifera, 2892 nucleotides. RefSeq names its product probable serine/threonine-protein kinase At1g54610. Lineage: Eukaryota; Viridiplantae; Streptophyta; Magnoliopsida; Ericales; Balsaminaceae. Gene Ontology annotation, cellular component: cyclin-dependent protein kinase holoenzyme complex; nucleus. Gene Ontology annotation, molecular function: ATP binding; RNA polymerase II CTD heptapeptide repeat kinase activity; cyclin-dependent protein serine/threonine kinase activity. The transcript is spliced from 8 exons. The record is from RefSeq and is a predicted model, not a curated record. Gene Ontology annotation, biological process: positive regulation of transcription elongation by RNA polymerase II; protein phosphorylation. Bases 450 to 2582 code for a protein of 710 amino acids.